Paralichthys olivaceus (Japanese flounder) is the source of this 3321-nucleotide messenger RNA. Its product is annotated as NACHT, LRR and PYD domains-containing protein 14-like. Gene Ontology annotation, biological process: intracellular signal transduction. The record is from RefSeq and is a predicted model, not a curated record. Gene Ontology annotation, molecular function: protein binding. Lineage: Eukaryota; Metazoa; Chordata; Actinopteri; Pleuronectiformes; Paralichthyidae.
GUUAUGAUUAGGAAGUAAGUAAGUGUGAUCGUGUGUUUCAUAGAGGAAGCUCGCUCGUGUUCAAGUCCUCCACGUUCAACCCACUUGAGAACGGGUGUAGCUUCACCUUUACAACCACAGCGGCCCUCCAAAUGACUUUAGCGACGACUUUAUUUUUAAUCUCCGCCAUUUGAAAUUUCGCUAACUCUGAACUUUUUGAGUUUCCGGACAGGGAGGCUGCUGCGCUCGUGUUUCGUGGAACCCCUGCCUCUGUGAUGGAGCAUCAAACCAUUCUCAAAACAAUUCUUGAGGACAAAUAUCAGAUACUAUAUGAUGGAAGAAUACUGCCUUCAAGACUUUGCUACCGGGAUCUCAAACAGGACUACCAAUUUUCUGAUUUGGACCAGCAAGAGUUUCGAUAUGUUGAAUAUUCCUGCGCUCACCCUUACAUAACUGUCCCGCUCACUGAUAUUUUAUCAUGUGACUGCAAACAUAAAAGCAGCAAAAAAACCAUCAUCACUCUUGGAGUGUGUGGAGUUGGAAAAUCCACAGCUGUGCAAAGCUGUGCUCUGGAAUGGGCUGAGGGGACAGGGUACCAGGAUAUCCACCUCAUCUUCCCUUUCACAUUCUGCGAGUUAAAUAAGGUGAAAUGCAAAUUGACUUUGAUCUCACUUCUACAGUUACUUUUCCCAGGAGUGAAGGAGAUUGACGCUUCCAGUCUAAAUCGAAAGGACGUGUGGUUCGUCUUUGAUGGACUGGAUGAGUUUCAUCGCCAGCUAAAAUUUGACACUCCGCCAGUGAGGGAUGUUUUUGAAGUAGCUACUGUGGAUGUACUCAUAACCAGCUUGAUCAGGGGGACUUUGCUUCCCAAUGCUCACAUCUGGAUAACAAGCGGGUAUGCAGCAGCAGGACAAAUCCCUGGUGACUACUUGCUUAAAGAGACUCAAGUACAAGGAUUCAGUGAUGUACAGAAGGUGGAGAUGUUCCACCUACUUCUGGAUAAUAUUGAUCUGGCUAACAGAGCAAUGGACCAUGUGAAAAUCUCCUGGAGUCUUGCCUCCCUUUGUCUGAUACCUCCAAUCUGCAUCACCAUGGCACUUGUUUUGCAGAGUCAUGUACGUAAUGAACAGAAUGUAUUUAAAAUCAAUCCUUUAAAUCUGACCCAGAUUUACUCAAAUCUAAUGAAAACAUCAAACUCUGACAUUAUUGCCAAGCUGAAAAAGAUGGCACUGCUUCGGUUGACAGAGCGAAACGUAAUUUAUGAGGAAGAUCUUUUAAAGAGUGACAUAAGUGCAAAGGAAGCGUCCGCUUUUGCCAAGAAAUGUCCGCUUAUGUUGAGAGAAGAGAAAGGGGUGUUUACCACAGUGUUCCGCUUCGGUCACUCAAGCAUUCGGGAUUUCUUCGCUGCAUGUGCUAAAGUGGACGAAAUUCAAGCAUCAUCUUUCCCGCCUACUUAUUGUCAGACUAUCUUGGACGAGGCAUUGAAAAGUGAUGCAGGGAAAAUGGAUGUCUUCCUACGUUUCAUAUUUGGUCUUCUUAAAGAGCGUCACAUGUUUACGCCCGAUCAUCAGCUGCUUAAAUACACCAAGAAGAAGAUCCUUGAGAAAGUUAUGACUUCGAGGGCAGUGGGUCUGCUCCAUUGUCUGAGGGAAUAUGACCGCAAAGCUUUCGUGCAUGAGAUCAAGCUCUUCCUAAAGUAUGGCUUGUCUCCAAUUGAGGGUUUCGCACAAUUGCAUUGGCAUUUCUUGAUCCAAAGGACCACCGCUUAUGAUUGGAAGAGGCAGUUAUUUGUGAUGGAUGUAUCCAUGAGAAGUGAUGAAUGUCUCCUCCUAGACCUACCAGCCCUCAUGAAAUCAACAAAAGUCAUGCUGCGAUUCUCUAACCUGACAGACAAGUGUUGUCCAGCUUUGGCAGCAGUUCUGAGCUCAACUGAGUCAUUCGUGAAAGAGCUGGACCUAGGAUACAACAACAUCAGUGACAGUGGAGUGAAGACACUCGUGGAGGGGCUGAACAAUCCAAAGUGCAGACUGAGAUCGCUCAGUUUGCAAGGCUGUGAAGUGACCUCCCAAGGCAGUAAAUACCUGGCCACCGCCCUGAGACAGUCCCAGAGACUGCGGCAGCUGGAUCUCAGCAGGAAUAACAUAGGAGACGAUGGACUACAUAACCUUUCAAAUGGUUUGAGAUCUCCUGAAUGCCAGCUAUCAGUACUCAAACUAUCACAGUGCAACAUUGAGCAGAGGGGCUGCUCCUAUCUGGCCUCAGCUCUGGAGAAGAACCCCGACCAACUGACAGUGUUAGAUCUAAGCAUCAAUAUGAUCGGAGACAAGGGGGCCAAUGAGAUCUUUAAAAAGUUUGAUAUUUCACAGCUGACAAAGCUGGAGAUGUACCACUGUGGCCUCACCGCGUCAAGCUGCAAAGGCAUCGGGGAAGCUCUGAGGAGUGAAGGAAGCACCCUGGUGGAACUCAACCUGAGCAACAACAACUUGGAAGAUGACGGGUUUACGCUCCUCUGCUUUGGCAAGCAUGCAUGGUGUUGUUUGGAAAAACUCAACGUCUCAAGAUGUGGAAUCACUGCACUCAGUUGUAGCGCUUUGUCUUAUAUGCUUUGUACACUGCCACGGUACUUCUUUGAAACGACGCCCCCAAUUCUGUUCCACCCAAUCCACCUGAUGGACCUCAACCUCAGCAUGAACAACGUCGGAGAUGAAGGAAUCAAAUAUUUUUUGGAUGGACUGAAGAAUCCCUACAGCCACCUGAAAAUUCUCAACCUCAGCCGCUGCAGCCUCACUCAAGACUGCUGCGCUGAGCUUGCAUCAACAUUUUCAUCAAAGGAUAGCUGCAUGACUGAUCUGGAUCUGUCUGAAAAUGACCUGCAGGACAAGGGAGUAAGGAAACUCUGCGUGGGACUCAGAAACCCUCAGUGUAAACUUGAGAAGCUGUCACUGCGGACCUGUGGCCUGACCUCGAAGAGCAUUCAGUACCUGAUGAGUGCCCUGAGGUCCAAUCCCAAAUAUCUGGCAGAGCUACAUCUGAUGGGCAACAGGCUGGAGGACCCGGAAAUCAGAGCGCUCCUGGACCUAACAAAGAACCAAACAUACGAACUGCAAACAACAGAUUUGUCACAAGAUUGAGUAAAGCAGAGUUACGGGCUCAAAAUCAUAAGUCACAAUCAGCUGCCACCACGAUCUAGAAUCAUCCACAAAUUCUUACUGAACAAGUGUUUUCUGUGCCGGACACGAUGAGGCUGCAUAAAACAGACAAAGGGAAAUGAAUGUAUGAAUGAUGUUGUCAUUAAUCUACUCUUGUGCCUGUACAUAUUCAUUAUUUUUUACCAUAGGCUGU